AUGGCAGUGCGUGCCAAUGUGGACAAGUUGAUGCAGAUCAAGCAAUUGGAAGAGAGUUUCUCAGCUCGCUUCUUCUUCGAGGCGAGAUUGAUCCCUUCCGGGAAGACGCAUGAAGCGAAGGAGAAGGAGGCCAAGAACUGCUUUCAGUUUCUCAAGAAGAAAGUCGAGGGCGAGGUUGCGAUACCUGGAGCCAACAUCGACGUUCCGAAAGCCAAAACUGAAUGCCGCUCGAGAUUCACAGUGGAGAACUGUCUCGAGGAGCCAACAGACGAAUCACCCAAGCCGAAAGUUUGGAUGGACCACAAAGACGGCAGCAGCGUGGUCAAGAUGUCCUGGGUGAUUGCUGGCGAGUUUGCGGAGAAGCUAGAAUUGAAAAGCUUUCCCUUCGACUGCCAAGAGCUGUCUGUGACACUCUGCCUAGGUGUGCCCUGUCUCGCCGGAAAGGAGCAGGUGCGCUUUCAGCUUCCAGAUAAAGACGAAUCCAAAGUGAUCUUGAACGUCUUCAGUCUGCAAAACUCCUGGAUGCGCCCGGAACGCGUCUUCUUGAAGUUUGACUGGACCGAUAAAGACAAGAACUGGCAGGAACAUCAGUUUCCGACUGUGAAAAUCAGCGUUUAUCUGCAGCGCAAAUACGGGUUUUACCUUUGGAACGUCGUCCUCCCCAUGUUCCUGAUCGCUUCGAUGAGUGCUUGCUCGAUGAGCAUCCACAUCGACAAAGUCGCUGAUCGUCUGAGUGCGACUUUAACUUUGGUCCUCACGGCGGUUGCUUACAAGUACAUCACCGCUCAGAUGGUUCCAACCAUCGGCUACAACACCUGGUUGGACAAGUACGUGCUGGCAUGCUUCUGGUUCCUUGUAAUCAUCGUCUUGGAGAACUGCGUUGCUGGACGGUUCGACGAACAGACCGAGUCUUUAUGGUUCAUGUUCAUCGGUAUUAUGUUCAUCUUGACCAACAUCGGCUUCGCGAUCUGGGCCUGGAUUCUCGUCGCGCAAGCGAAGACUCAAGCCAAAGAGGGCCCCAGAGCGCAGGUGUGCUGCGAGGGCUGCUUCGCCGAGCUCUCGGACGACAUGGCGGGCGAU
Messenger RNA from Symbiodinium sp. CCMP2456, 1080 nucleotides. The record is from the annotation of a GenBank genome assembly. Lineage: Eukaryota; Dinophyceae; Suessiales; Symbiodiniaceae.